This is a messenger RNA of Exophiala viscosa, 645 nucleotides long. Its product is annotated as Pre-rRNA-processing protein TSR2-domain-containing protein. The coding region runs from base 1 to 645 and encodes 214 amino acids. Lineage: Eukaryota; Fungi; Ascomycota; Eurotiomycetes; Chaetothyriales; Herpotrichiellaceae. The record is from RefSeq and is a predicted model, not a curated record. The transcript has a single exon. Gene Ontology annotation, biological process: maturation of SSU-rRNA from tricistronic rRNA transcript (SSU-rRNA, 5.8S rRNA, LSU-rRNA). Gene Ontology annotation, cellular component: nucleus.
AUGGCCGAAGUCAACUCCAAUGGCCCUCAACAGGCGUUCUCACAGAUUACACCUGGAAACAUAUCAUCUCAGAUCGAUCUGCUCGUUGCUCUAAAUCUGUGGUCAUGGCCUGCGCUUACACUCGCCAUCCAAAAUGCCUGGGGCGGCUCUGCACAAGUCUCCAAUGACAAAAGGGAUUGGUUUGCAGGUGCUGUGUCUGAUCUGCUGACGUCGACUCCACCACAACUAGAAGAUGUCGGCGAUCUCGAAGAAGUCCUGCUCCAAGUAAUGGUUGACGAGUUUGAAAUCGUCGUUGACGACGAAAGCGCCGAGGAAGUUGCACGAAACAUCUGGGCUGGACUGACGAAACUCAAAGGUGGUGAUGCCAGUGGGUUGGAGGAACUCUACAGCAGGUGGCAAGAAAAGCAAAAGAAGGGCGGUGAGAAGGUGGUGGGCAUCGUGCGCGGCGAAGACAAAGAGGCGGAAGAUACAGACUGGGAUGAGGAUGAUGAUGAAGGAGAGGAGUGGAACGGCUUCUCUGACCGUGCGGACGUCGAUAUGGACGACGCUCCUCCGCUCGUCGACGCGAGCAAGCCCAAGCAGAAGCUGGAGCCCGAGGUCGAUGAUGAGGGAUUCACAAAAGUCGUCGGCAAGAAGAGGAGGUGA